AUGCCUGAAACGUGGUCAGGAGUGCCAGCUCUUUUGAGCCUGUACAGGAAAACUUACGGUGCUAAAUCAUGUCCGUCUAUUCCAAAGUCCAACAAUUUUGUUGUUACUUCUCAGAAUCUCCAACAAUAUUUCCUUCAACAGGCUCUCCCACAGGCUUUGGCUCGGAUGAGAACCAAUGGUAUGGCUUUACAAGAAGUACAGUGUUUCAUUGUUGACUAUAUACGUUACAACGACAAUUCAAUAAACAGAUAUUCUGAUGAUCAUUACCGUGCAUCCCUUCUGAACGCCUUGGCCGCCUGUGUAGCACCUGUCAAUACACUAGGUGGUGGUAAUUAUAUCCCAGACGCUUUGAGUUGGGAGAUGAAUGAAGUUGUAGAAGAAACAACUCACGCACUAAAUCUGGACACGAUAAAGCCGUCUUUUCGACAUGUGGUAGGCGUGGCAGCAUUGAACGUGAUCCAUCACCUGCAACGCAAUGGCCACAUACCAUCUGACUCGAAAAUAUUCUGGAUUUUUGCUGCGCCGAAACUUUGUGUCAACGUAAGUUUCUAUGAAUUUGGUAUUUCUGUCAUUCUCAUUGGACUGUGGCCCUUUCGCAGUCCCGCAAGAGUUCACAGGUUUCCAGAGGGAUAG
Messenger RNA from Cooperia oncophora, 633 nucleotides. Lineage: Eukaryota; Metazoa; Nematoda; Chromadorea; Rhabditida; Trichostrongylidae. The record is from the annotation of a GenBank genome assembly.